Molecule: messenger RNA, 2528 nt
Organism: Impatiens glandulifera
Lineage: Eukaryota; Viridiplantae; Streptophyta; Magnoliopsida; Ericales; Balsaminaceae
Product: G-type lectin S-receptor-like serine/threonine-protein kinase LECRK3
Exons: 2
Coding region: 60-2453 (797 amino acids)
Biological process (GO): recognition of pollen; protein phosphorylation
Molecular function (GO): protein serine/threonine kinase activity; ATP binding
Source: RefSeq, a predicted model, not a curated record
AAGAAGAAGAAGUGAUCUGAGCAUUGCUAGCUUGAAUUCAAUCCCAGAUAGCAGCAGCCAUGGCUAUUCCUGGUUAUCUAAUUACAAUCCUUCUCCUUUCUUCUUUUAGUUCCUCUUUAGCUCAGCUGAAUCCCCAAAACAUAACUCUGGGAUCCUCCCUAACUCCCAUCGGUACUCGUAACUCCACUUGGCUAUCCCCUUCCGGCCUCUACGCAUUUGGAUUUUACAAGCAACAGAACGCCGGCAUCGGCUACUACGUCGGAAUAUUCCUUGCCGGAAUCCCCGAGAAAACAGUCGUAUGGACUGCAAAUCGAGACGACCCUCCCUUAUCCAGCGAUGUCACUUUGCUCUUUGAUACCAACGGACAGCUGAUAUUACACCAACCUGACAACCAAAAUACCUCACUCAUGGAUACUUCUUCUUCGGCCUACGCCUCCAUGCUCGAUUCCGGCAACUUUAUUCUGUACAAUUCAAAUGGAGAACCCAUCUGGCAGAGCUUUGACAAUCCAACAGAUACUAUUUUGCCAACCCAAAGCCUUUCCAACGGCAAAAGUCUAUUCUCAGCAGAGACGAAAAUAAAUCCAGCAACUGGGUAUUUUAAAUUGUCGAUGCAGACGGAUGGAAAUCUUGUGCAGCAUCCUGUCCAAUGGCCGGAAACUGUCUCAAGCUCUUACUUUGCAGCUUUCAUUAAUGGUCUUGGAGCAAUUGGUCCUGGAGCAAUUGGUCCUGGAGCAAUCAUAACCCUCAACCUUGAUAAGAACGGAAAUCUCUAUUUGUUCAACUCCACCAUUGUGUUAAAUCUCACACAACAUUUUGCUGCUGAUGAUGAUGGGAAACUUUACUUGAUGAGAAUUGACCCAGAUGGUAUAUUUAGGGUAUAUUCUCAUGGUUCAAAUUGGUCUGUUGUUUGGGCAUCAACCACGGAUCUUUGCGCACCAAAGGGGCUUUGUGGAAAUAACGGGUUCUGCGUUUUGCAAGAUAACGUGGCUGAUUGUCGUUGCCUUCCCGGGUUUGAUUUCGUUAGUCCUGGAAAUUGGAGCUCUGGCUGCAAACUGGAUUUUAGUGUCAACAGCUGCAAAAGUAAUGAUAGCCAAGUUGUAUCUCCUACAAUCAAUAUUCUUCCUAACACAGUUUGGGAAGAUGAUUCGUAUUCGGUUGUUUCCCCAAUAACCCAGCAAGCAUGCCAACAAGCUUGUUUAGAUGAUUGCAAUUGUCAAGUGGCACUAUACAAGGAAGGAAAUUGUAGGAAGCAAAGGCUUCCUUUGCGCUAUGGAAGGAGGCAAAUGGAAGAUUCAAACAUGGCUUUAGUCAAGACUCAAACAAGAACCGGUGAUGAAAAUAAUGAUAUUGUUCCUCCUAAGAAGCAAGAAAAGAGGCAUCCCGGGGUUGUUAUGUUGAGCGUCGCCUCAUCUCUUGUUGGUCUAGCUUGCAUUCUUUUGAUUGCAUCUGGUUUUCUAUUCUAUAGAAGUCGGUUGAAUGGUUAUAGAACACCCCCGCGUAUGGGUAUAGCCGAUUUAGGAGAAGAUAUCGCUCCACGAGAGUUCUCAUACUUAGAGCUCGAGCAGAUCACGGAUGGGUUCAAAGAAGAAUUAGGGAAAGGUGCAUCAGGCGUAGUGUACAAGGGAACACUACCUCACAAUGGGACAUCCAUAGCUGUGAAGAAGUUGGAGAAGGUUUCAAAAGAAGGGGAGAUGGAAUUCCUUAAUGAAAUGAAGGUGAUUGGAAAAACCCAUCAUCGAAAUCUCUUACGCUUAAUAGGCUAUUGUCACGACGGUACAAACAAACUCUUGGCAGUCGAGUUCAUGAGCAAUGGGUCUUUAGCCGACAACCUCUUCACGCCUGAGAAAAGGCCGUCUUGGGAUGAAAGAAUUAGGAUUGCGCUUGACGUUGUCAAAGGAAUCCUUUAUUUGCACGAAGAGUGUGAGACUCAGAUAAUCCAUUGCGAUAUAAAGCCUCAGAAUAUACUGAUGGAUGAGUAUAGGGUGAUUAAAAUAUCUGAUUUUGGAAUGGCAAAGCUUCUUCAGCAUGAUCAAACCAAAACCUACACUGCAAUUAGGGGGACCAGAGGAUACCUGGCUCCAGAAUGGCACAGGAAUUUGCCCAUUACUGUGAAAGCAGAUGUCUACAGCUUUGGGAUAGUUCUUUUGGAGAUCAUAACUUGUCGUCGGUGUCUGAAUUGGAGCCUACCCGAAGAAGAAGCUGUUCUAGAGGAAUGGGUCUACUCGUGCUUUGAGGCUGGUGAACUUCAAAAGCUAGUUGGAGAGGAGGAAGUGGACAUGAAGAUGCUAAAAAGGAUGGUGAAAGUGGGAAUUUGGUGCAUACAAGAGGAGCCAUCACUUAGGCCUACUAUGAAGAAGGUUCUUCUCAUGUUGGAAGGGACCGUGGAUAUUCCGGUGCCUCCUAGCCCAACUUCCUUCUUUGCAACAUUUAGGGAUUCCAGCCGCACUUAUUGAAGCUGCGUUUUCAGGCUUGGAAUCUAAAUUACCACCUUGUCCUGUUUUGAAUUAGUUUGAAGGAUUGGAUAGUCU